CCUGCGCACUGUGUCGCUGAGCGCCUCCGCGGCCACCGCCCACCCGCACCUCGCGGGCUCGGGCUCCCCGUGCGCAUGCGUGCUCGCCUUCCUCCCGGCCGCUCUUGGCGGAGUCUGUCAGUCUGUCGGAAGGCGACUCCGGACAGCGAGCUGCGGGGUUGAUCCGUGUCACUCCCACUCUCCCGCCCCUCGGCUCUCUUCUCGCGUCUCCCGCCCUCUCUCGCACAGCCAUGGCGGAGUCGUCGGCGGCCACUCAGUUCCCGUCCGUCUCCUCGUCGUCCUCCGGGGUCGAGUCGUCGGCGCCCGCCGGCGGGAGCUGCCCCGCCCUGGGGGCAAAGAGCUGCGGCUCCUCGUGUGCGGAUUCCUUUGUUUCUUCCUCUCAGCCUGUAUCUCUAUUUUCGACCUCACAAGAGGAAUUGAGCUCUCUUUGUUCUGACAAGCCACCUUUAAAAAUCAUGGCUUCCUCCUUCCUUUCAUCUUCUGAAGUACAUAACCCUGACCUUACAACAGUACUUGGAGAAAAAAGAAAAAUGUUAGGCAGCCAACCUGUAAUAGCCAAAGAAGGAGAAGACCCCUUGCUUCUUCUAGACAUGAAAAGAACAGACACAUCUCAGGGGACUAGCAAGGACGGAGUAGGCGCUCCAUUCUCUCCUGCAGCCGGAGUUGCUUACAGCUGCACUUCCAUUCCAACCAGUUUCCCAGAGCAUCCUGCCUUUCUUUCAAAGGAAGCUGGUCCAGUAGAACAGCAAGUAAUUAAAGACCAAGAACUCAACCUAAGCAAGGUUCUGAGUAGGGAGGCUGGCAGUGCACUGGCUGUGGGGCAGUCUAAAGCAGAAGGUAUUUGUGGGUACUCCUUGUCCCCAUCUGAACUUCCAGGAGGUAGCACAGAAAAAGAUUCCCCUGAAUCACCAUUUGAAGUACUUAUUGACAAAGCAGCAUUUGACAGAGAAUUUAAGGAUUCAUAUAAGGAAUGCACAAAUGAUCUGGGUGGCUGGGCAGUGCACACUGAUGGAGAAUCAUCUGCAGACUUGCUGGAAAGUAAUGACAAAGUGUUUCCAUUGAGAAGUAAAGAGGCGGGGCGUUAUCCAGCCUCUACGUUGCUCACUAGGCAGUUUUCACACACAACAGCAGCUCUGGAAGAGGUGUCUAGAUGUGUGAAUGAUAUGCAUAACUUCACUAAUGAAAUACUGACUUGGGACUUAGUCCCCCAAGUAAAACAGCAGACUAAGUCUUCUGACUGCACCACAAAGAGUACAGGACUUGAGAGGCGUGAACAUCACUCAGAAAUUCCAGUUAUAAAUCUUAAAAUGAACACUCAUCAGAAAAUGCCUGUAUGUUCUCUUAAUGGGAGCACUCCCAUCACCAAACCCACAGGUGACUGGCCAGAAGCAUCUCUCCCUCAAGAAAAUGUUACUGGAAAACCUGUAAGGCACUAUCUCAACUCCACGGAAGAAACCAGUGGCAGAGAUGUGCAAGGCAGUGCACAGAUACAGGGUAAUGUGCUUUCAGAGCUGCCCACAGCUCCAGGUGGGAAACCCAUCGCCCUGAGUUCCGGAGCAGCCACUGUGAAAGUGGUUCUACCCAACCUGAAGGAUGCCGUGAACUGGUCGAACUCUGCACUGGGAGAAGCCACCGAAGCUGAUAGUUCUGGGGAGUCUGACGACACAGUCAUAGAAGACAUCACAGCGGAUACAUCGUUUGAGAAUAACAAACUUCAGCCUGAAAAACCUUCCUCCAUUCCCAGUGCUGUUGCAAAAACAAGUGAAAGGGAACUCAGAGAGAUACCCAGUUGUCAGACUCUGCAAGGUGAAGCGUCCAAACACUCUAGUGGAGGGCCACGUCCAGCUCAACCUGAUACUCUCAGAAGGAGUCCAGAUGGUGGGGAGGCAUGUUCACAAGUACCUGGUACUUCAAGUGAAGUUGCUCCUGGAAAGCCUCCCACGACUGUCAACUCCAAACUUUCUUCAGCAGCACCUCCAGGUACUUUUCUUAAUGAGACAGAAUUCUCACUAACUAUGACCGCCUUUGCCAACUUGGAGCCAUUACAUGGAAAACAUGUUAAAGAUGCAGAUGAUUCUUCCCCAGAGGACUUGCCAACUGCCUUUACAGAAACCCCUGAGAAAGGGAUCGUGGAGGAAGGGGAAGGAAGUGUCUCUAAAGCAGUGUCAGAGACGGCACACUUUCAAAGCACUUGGCCUGUGGUAGUCUUACGGGAAAGUGAGUCAGGAGGUUCUGACAUUAAAGACAUUAAAAGCAAACAUGGUGAACACAGAGAAACAGAUGGAAGUGAGCUUCUGGACACAGUCCCUUCACAAGGUACUCCGGUGGCUUCGCUUGACUUAGAACAGGAGCAGCUCACCAUAAGAGCCCUUAAGGAAUUAGGUGAAAGACAUACCAAAAGGGGGCAGGGCAAAGGAGAAUCUGAAAGAAAACUCAAGCAACCCUUUGUGCCACAGUCCAGGUCACAGAGGUCCUCUGACUUCCUAGAACAUACAGAUGUCAAGACUGGAUCUGAUCUUGGAAUUUCUAAAAAGCCCACUAUCCUCAAAGAAACCAGGGCAGAUUCUAUAUCCAGCCUUAGCAGAACUGAAGCAGUAGGCAAGCGUGUCCUAGCAAGUCUUCUGACAGGCUUCUCAGUUCGCGAUCUGAUUUUCUGGCGAGAUGUGAAGAAGACUGGAGUUGUCUUUGGCACCACGCUGAUCAUGCUGCUCUCCCUGGCAGCUUUCAGUGUCAUCAGUGUGGUUUCUUACCUCAUCCUCGCUCUUCUCUCUGUUACCAUCAGCUUCAGAGUCUACAAGUCUGUCAUCCAAGCUGUGCAGAAGUCAGAAGAAGGCCAUCCAUUCAAAGCCUACCUGGAUGUGGACAUCACCCUGUCUUCAGAAGCUUUCCACAACUACAUGAAUGCCGCAAUGGUGCACGUCAACAGAGCCCUGAAACUCAUCAUUCGUCUCUUUCUCGUAGAAGACCUGGUUGACUCCUUGAAGCUGGCUGUUUUCAUGUGGCUGAUGACUUAUGUUGGUGCCGUUUUUAAUGGAAUCACCCUUCUGAUUCUGGCUGAGCUGCUCAUUUUCAGCGUCCCCAUUGUCUACGAGAAGUACAAGACCCAGAUUGAUCACUAUGUUGGCAUCGCCCGGGAUCAGACCAAGUCAAUUGUUGAAAAGAUCCAAGCAAAACUUCCUGGAAUCACCAAAAAAAAGGCAGAAUAAGCACAUGGAAGCCAGAAGUGCACCAGCUACUACAGCACCACGUAAUAGUUAUAGCAUCGUUAUUUGUACUAUGGCGGAACUUGCUCAGUGUCAGCUUGAGCCUACAUUCCAACUUGUUUUUUCGUUUGGUGACUUCUCCCAUCCUUCCCCAUCCCCUCAGUAUCAAGCACAAGAAGCGUUGGACUGAAAAAAAGAACAGAUAUCUUAGAGCCCCGAAGAAUAAAGAAUGAAUCAAAUUAAUAGAAUUAAUCAGACCUUAACGGUGGUGCUUUUACCUGUAGCAUGAAGGGGGAAACAAAGAGAACAUGUCUCUUACAUCCUCUAUCCAGUUCCCAGGACUAGACUACAAAGCUCCCAUUAUGAUUUUGCCCUUAUUUUUAUGUUAAGAAAUAAUGAUUAACUUAUGAAGAAGUAAUUUGGGGCAGGAGUGGGUCCUUCCAUUGGGUCUGUGGCCCUGCAGUCCCACCUCCUGCCUCACAAUGUGAGCAGUUUCUAAUGUUCGCCUCUCUUAGAGAUAGACCUUUCACUCUUGAGUAACCUACAAGUGAUAGUGGUAAUUCCCUAGUCCCAGAAUGCCAUCAGAGAAGUAACAAUGGGAUGGAGGAGUCAGCAGGAGGGCAGCAAGGCCACCCUCCCUCUGUGGGGAGGGAGGGCAGAGUCCAAGCUCUUUGUCUAGGAUACCAGUGUUGGUUUGAGAACUCAGUCCAGAGUGUGCUUUCCCCUGUUCCCUGCCCACCUUACCUCAAGUUUAAUAAAUAUGGUUGUGCUUUUCUUAUUACAAAAUAAAUGUCUGUAACUGCUGUACACUGCUGUAAACUUGUUAGAGAAAAAAGAUUCUGCAUGUGGGCUUCCCAGUUACUGAGCAGUUGUAAUCCUCUCUGUGGGGUGGGGACGUUUCUCCUGAGAAUGACUACAGACACACAGAAGCCUUCCUUCCUGGUUCCUUCCCUGCUGAUUCCUUCUCCUGGCUGAAUCCACUUGUGCUUAUCAGUUUAGCCUGAGGACCAAAGUCCUGCUGGCCAGAGACCAUUUGUGUGUAGUUCUGGAGGCCACAGAUGGAGGGAAGUGCAGUUCCUGGUUCAUGUGCACUGUGAGAGCUUGAGGUCAGCUUAUAAGUAUGUGUUGUUCUGAGGGUGCUCUGCACUUCCACACACAUAAGAUGGUGUCGUUCCUGCCAUGGCCCUGGGUGCGCCUUUGGAGAGUGUUUUCCAGUCAGGCAGGGCCAGGUGAUGUCGACAGACAGUAGAACACACGUUGACAUCAGUAGAAGGUGACUGGGAAUCUUGGAUUCCCAUCUGAGACUCCCCUUCAGCAUAGAAAUCCAGUCAACUUGAAAACAGUUGUCCAGGAGUUCCCUCAGCUCAGUUCUGCCUGUUGGAAGAUAGUUUGAACUGAGGCACUUUAAGGGCUCCCGAAUUUGAUGGUCCCAGGGUUGUGCAACUCUACUGAGUGGGACCUCUUUCCCCUCUGGGAAACUAGAGUCUGCAUAGGUGAGAGGUGCCUCUGCCUUGCUCCAUUUUCUGAUUUUGUUCUCUUCCCACUCCACUUCAUUUUGAAUGUUUUAACUGGUUUCUGUUGUAGAAAACACUCUCCAUCACCAUCCUCUGCCCUCCAGGAAGUGAAUGCAUGGAUGGUCUUCCAGGCUUCCCUCCAAAGGACCCCUUGCUGCACUGGAAGCCUCCACACCUGGCUCUCUUCUUUUGUUGCUGCUGUGUUAUAAUUGGAGAGAAUUUUGUGCCGCGCAGGAAUUUUUUUUUUUUUUGAGAAAAAUCUAUAGGUGAAAAAAUUACUAAUGAAAUUGUGUACGUGUCUGUGCGUGCAAUAUAUAAAAAUGCAGUAGUACUCGAGGAGCUCCAAUUUUGGUUCCUGUAAAACUGCAAAGUGAUGUAUUAAAAAAAAUAAAGAACACAGUGACUGUCA
Messenger RNA from Nannospalax galili (Upper Galilee mountains blind mole rat), 5126 nucleotides. It is a transcript of the gene Rtn3, whose product is annotated as reticulon 3. Gene Ontology annotation, cellular component: postsynaptic density; neuron projection. The transcript has 10 exons. NCBI's taxonomy places the organism in Eukaryota, Metazoa, Chordata, Mammalia, Rodentia, Spalacidae. The coding region runs from base 231 to 3206 and encodes 991 amino acids. Gene Ontology annotation, biological process: brain development; endoplasmic reticulum tubular network formation; neuron differentiation. The record is from RefSeq and is a predicted model, not a curated record.